Molecule: messenger RNA, 555 nt
Organism: Penaeus vannamei (Pacific white shrimp)
Lineage: Eukaryota; Metazoa; Arthropoda; Malacostraca; Decapoda; Penaeidae
Source: RefSeq, a predicted model, not a curated record
UCCUAACUACGAACGUUCACUAUCAGACGAGAACUUGGAAACGUCAGACAACACCCUUAUCGCGUGUGCGUUAUUUUAAGUGAUAAAACUGUAAAAUGGCUUCAUUAUCCCAAGAAACGUCGCGAGAAAUAGAGAGAGCCAUCACAGAAGCGAAUGCCAGCUGCCAGAGGAGGAAAUAUAAGGAGGCGGAAGAGAUUUAUACCAAAUUGCUAAAUGGGAUAGCGAAGAACAGUGUCGACUCCCUGCUUCCAAAUGAGAAGUCGAAGCUGGCACUCGUCUACAACAACCGUGGCCACAGCAAAUACCAGCAGGUGGAUUUUGAAGAGGCCCUGGAUGACUAUUUUUAUGCCAUUCGUCUGAAUCCAAACCUUGCUGUGGCCUACUACAACAGGGGAACCAUCACAUAUCGUCUUUGUGCUGCCAUGCCUGAAGAGAACGGUGAAAGACAAGCUAUGUGUGCCCGAGCUAAAGGUGACUUUUCGGAAGCAGUGAGACUUGACCCAGAGAAUGCUGAAUUCAGAGAAGCUCUCGAUAAUUGCCAUGAUGUACCCGGAG